Lates calcarifer (barramundi perch) is the source of this 520-nucleotide messenger RNA. RefSeq names its product nuclear factor 1 A-type-like. Gene Ontology annotation, biological process: regulation of transcription by RNA polymerase II. The record is from RefSeq and is a predicted model, not a curated record. Lineage: Eukaryota; Metazoa; Chordata; Actinopteri; Centropomidae. Gene Ontology annotation, cellular component: nucleus. Gene Ontology annotation, molecular function: DNA-binding transcription factor activity, RNA polymerase II-specific; RNA polymerase II cis-regulatory region sequence-specific DNA binding.
GAUGAAUUCCAUCCUUUCAUCGAAGCCCUGCUGCCCCACGUCCGGGCCUUCGCCUACACAUGGUUCAACCUGCAGGCCCGCAAGAGGAAGUACUUCAAGAAGCACGAGAAGCGCAUGUCCAAGGAGGAGGAGCGCGCCGUGAAGGACGAGCUGCUCAGCGAGAAGCCGAGGUCAAGCAGAAGUGGGCGUCGCGCCCUCCUGGCCAAGCUGCGCAAGGACAUCCGGCCCCGAGUUCAGGAGGACUUUGUGCUUACGGUGACGGGGAAGAAGCCGCCGUGCUGCGUGCUGUCCAACCCCGACCAGAAGGGCAAGAAGAGGAUCGACUGCCUGCGCCAGGCGGACAAAGUGUGGAGGCUGGACCUGGUCAUGGUGAUUUUAUUCAAAGGGAUUCCCCUUGAAAGUACUGACGAGAGGCUGGUAAAGUCUCCUCAGUUCAACCCCAGCCUGUGCGUGCAGCCGCAUCACAUUGGAGUUUCAGUCAAGGAGCUGGAUCUGUACCUGGCCUACUUCGUGCACACAG